CAUGUCCCGUUCGUGUGCUCCGGUAUCCCUAAUUGAACCUGUGUGUACCGACCUUCGUCAGUUCUCCGACAACCUUGUUCUAAAACAGCUCCGACAUCUGAAAUAUACCAACAGUGCAGGAGAAAAGAUGCGUUUUGAUGAGAACUUUGACUUGGCAGCAAACUACACAAUAAUCAACUGGCACAGAUCUGCUGAAGAUGGUUCUGUGGUGUUUGAGGAGGUUGGAUAUUAUAAUAUUCAUUCAAAGAGGGGAGCCAAGCUGGUCAUUGACAAGACAAAGAUCCUCUGGAAUGGAUACUCUAUUGAGGUUCCAUUCUCCAAUUGCAGCGAGGAUUGUGAACCGGGCACCAGGAAGGGCAUCCUAGACAGUAUGCCCACUUGUUGCUUUGAAUGCACUGAGUGCUCAGAUGGAGAGUUCAGUAACCACAAAGAUUCCAGCAUUUGCACCAAAUGUCCCAAUAACUCCUGGUCCAGUGGGAACCACACCUUGUGCUUUUUAAAGGAAAUUGAGUUUCUGUCCUGGAAUGAACCAUUUGGGAUAGCUUUGGCCAUAUGUGCAGUACUUGGUGUUGUCUUGACAGCUGUUGUCAUAGGAGUGUUCGUCAAAUUCCGCAACACCCCCAUAGUGAAGGCCACAAACCGAGAGUUGUCCUACUUGCUCCUCUUCUCGCUUAUCUGUUGUUUCUCCAGCUCACUUAUCUUAUCCCGCUUACUUUAGUACUUACGGGAAGUUUGUUUCGGCAGUGGAGGUCAUUGCGAUUCUGGCGUCCAGCUUCGGGAUGCUGGCGUGUAUUUUUUUCAACAAGGUCUACAUCAUCCUAUUUAACUCCUCCAGGAACACAAUAGAGGAAGUCAGGUGCAGUACGGCAGCCCAUGCCUUCAAAGUGGCUGCCAAGGCCACACUGAAACAGGGCACGGUGUCCAGAAAAAAGUCAGGUAGCGUCGGACGAUCAUCCUCCUCCUCCCCGUCAUCCUCCAUCAGCCUCAAGACGAACGCUGACGGUGGCGAGACAACCUAUGGAAGGAACAAGCCAAGAGUGAGCUUUGGUAGCGGGACAGUCAAGUUGUCUUUCAGCUUUGAGGAGUCGAGAAGGAGUUCUUUAAUGUGAUUUCUUACCUCUCAGUUACACCUUUUGUUUUUGGGGACUUUAAAAAGGAAUGAAAACCCCCCUAA
Molecule: messenger RNA, 1174 nt
Organism: Syngnathoides biaculeatus (alligator pipefish)
Lineage: Eukaryota; Metazoa; Chordata; Actinopteri; Syngnathiformes; Syngnathidae
Product: extracellular calcium-sensing receptor-like
Exons: 4
Coding region: 2-718 (238 amino acids)
Biological process (GO): regulation of calcium ion transport; intracellular calcium ion homeostasis; G protein-coupled receptor signaling pathway
Cellular component (GO): membrane
Molecular function (GO): calcium ion binding; G protein-coupled receptor activity
Source: RefSeq, a predicted model, not a curated record